AUGGCGGAGUCGACGGAACUGGUAAGGUCGCGUGAAAAAAAAUUAAUUUAAUCAGACAUUUAAUCCUCGCAUUUGACACGCCAAAAUUUUCGAAAGACUUUCCAGAAUACUCACUUUAUCCAUCAGUAUAAUCUUCUAGGAGUUUCUCUUCCUUAUAGAUUUGUUAUGAGCAAUGUUUACGUUGCCAAUAGACUUGUCAACCAUACGAAGCGGUCUUUCGUGUUUGCAAAUCGGAAGUCGCUAAGAUUUUCGUGAUCUUGGUGUAGCGUGAUUCUUAUUUUCUGUUUUGAAUUCCUACAGUCCCCUAAAGCUCCAACGGAUGAUGCAGGUAAUUUUUCAUUUGUAAUAAACGAGUUUAUUAAAAUGUAGAUUAAUGAACUUUUGGCAAUUAACAAGUUUUUAUGAACAAAAUGAAAUUAAACUUUUAUCUUCUUUGUGGAUAUUUUUGUAUCGGUAUUAGGUGAUUCAACAGACCAGGAAUACGAAAUCACAGCUGAUAUGAUGGUGCACGAUAUUGAUGAUGAAACAACUAUGGAUGAGGAAGAAUUAAUGGCAGACAAAGACGAAUUUAAUGAAGAUGAACUAUCAGAGCUCCAAAAGGUAAAGAAAAAAAGUUUUUAUCGCAAUUCAUUGCCACAAAUGUUUGCAGUUUUUUGAGACUGAAUUUUUUAGCUGUGUUUUAAUUUUAGAAAGGAAAAAAAUGAAAAAAUAGCGUUUUUUUGUGUGCACUUUUUCACUUUCUAGAUAUUGACUGUUUCUUCCUGUUUCAGGAGUAAAAAUAACAACGUUUUUUUGUCAAUUAUUUUUUUUUGACCCAUCAGUGCAAUUUAAGUAAUAAGGUGUCAAUAUUCAUAACUCACUUACAUUGUAUUGUAGGAUUUAGAUCAAUGAACAAAGUUUGAUAUCUGGGCUUAGUUGUUUGAAGGCUGAUUUGUGCUAACCCAAGGUUAAAUUUUAAUCUGAGUUUCUUCAUUCCUUCAUUCUGAAGCCUGUUUGGGAUAAUUUCUCAUGUUCUUUUAAGAGCAUCAAAUAGUCAUAUUCUAGAAAAAAAGAAUUUGACUGAAUUUUGUUUUAAAGCUAUUAGAUCUGAAAUCAGAUUUCACAUUAACCCUGGCUUAUUUUAACCCAGCUUUGAACAACUUGGCCCAGUUUUAAUUCAUUUUUCAGAAGUAAAAUUGAAAUUAUUUUAUUGAAUGAAAACUUUUGCCUUUUCAUUACUUUGGCCAAUCUAAUCUGCAGUUCUUAUCAAAUAUUUCACCAUACAGAAAAAAAAAAAUUUAAAAAGGGGUAUUCUCAUCUUUCCCCCUGGAUGGGAUGGUAGUCCAUUACAAGUCCUCCCUCCUCCCCCCUUCUGCCUCCCAGUAUUUUGUUAGACUUCUCUAUCAAGUUGCCAUUACCAAUUUAAACUCUUGGGGGGGGGGGGGUUGUUCAAAGCUGGGUUGAGUUUACCUAGGGUUAGUGUGAAAUUUGAUUUCAGAUCUGAAAGCUUUAAAAGAAAAUUAAUUUAAAUUCUUUUUGUAUAUAAUUUGUUGAAUGGAUGGUCUAAAAAGAAUCGGGAACAUUUUCUUUAACAGUUUUUUGAAUAGAGAAAUAAAAAAUGUGGAUUAAAAUUUAACCCUGGGUUAGUGCUAAUUAACUGUUGAACAAUUGGGCCUUUGUUGGAGAGAAGCACUUUCAGAGUUCAAUGUUGUACACACGGACACUACAUAGUGAUUGGGUCUGAAACUUAGACCUCAUGUCGAAGCUUUCAGUUUGUUUAUUUCAAGACCACUGCAUCUCCUACUUACUGUUCUAUAAAAUGAAAUGCUUAGAACUAUUCCUGCUCUUAAUAGUAUCAAAUACAUUAUUGUAUAUAUGACUAGGAACAGGACAUGCCUCUUGCGGAAUUGAUGGCAAUGUAUGGGUACUCAGAUGAGGCUAACCCAGAAGCUGAUGUACCUUUAGAUGAGAUUAAGCCUGAGCCUCUUCCCCCUCUGAUUGACGCCAGUGAAAUUGAUCCUCCACAUUCUGUUAAUCCACUGCUUGGAGAAAGUGCUCUGCCAGAAACUACAGAGUCUCCAGCAGUUCAUUCCCCAGACUCUCCCCUGUCAGUGCCAUCACCAGGGUCUCCACAGUCCCCUCCUUCACCAAGAGCUAAUCGGGAUAACAACUUCUUUCCUGAAAACCAAAGGAUAACCAGAGGAUGUAAGUAAUACACUCUGAUAAGUGAUCAAAAAGUAAUUUCUCUGCACAGGACCACUAUGUUUUUGAGCAGAUGAAUGAUGAGAAUUAAGAUGAAGGAAAUGAUCUGAUUUACUAGUAAGACCAAAUUCUCAUCACUGAAAGCAUAAGAAGUGUAUUCGAACAGUAAAGAGACUUUCUUUUUGGACGGUUUUUAACCCAUAUUCAUUGACAGCUCUUGUAGCCAUUCUUCAGCUCCCUUAGAUUUUCUGGAAUGAAUAAUGGUAUUUUAAUAUUUUUUGGUCCUCAGUGGCUGCUGCUUAUAGUUAUUUCAAUCUUGGUGAAAGUUCUUCAUCUUCUGAUGACGAGGAUUAUUCACCUGAAGACUGGAAGAAGGUGAGAGAAGCACUUUCUUGAUGAAUGUAGUAGUGUGCCUCUGUUUUCAUACAGUGGUUAAUUGAUUUCUGUUGAAUUAAGAAGUAAAUUGUAUACAGUGUACUAUGUGAGUUUAUUUUAGUUCUGACUAGAGUACUCUGUUGACUGGUUCUGUAGAGUAGCUAGUAGCUUUUAUGAAACUGUAUUUAUUUUUGUAACUAUAUAUUUAUCUACUUUUUUUAGGAGAUUCAAAUUGGACCUGAUCAUCAGGCAGAAGUCCCAGAAGUACUGGGUCCAAACUAUCAAGUUGGUGAGUUGAUCUAAUUGUUUCCAAUUGGUAUUCAAACCAAAACAAAUAUAAAAAAAAAAAUGCAAAACAAAAAAAACAAUGUGAUUUAUAUGUUCUUGAUUUUUUUGAAAACAGCUCCAUAUUCAAAAGAUGACAAGUGUCUUUGGGAUCCAAGGAAAGUUAAUGAAAAAGAUUGUAAGUCCAUUUUUCUUUCAUUUCAUUGCUACAUCUUUAUCCUGGCGGCAUCUUACGGUCUGCACUCUUUUUCAUACUUCUAUGUAGCUAGCAAAAUAUGGAACUCUCCCCCAGACACUUCCAAAACAUUACAUUUCUAGAAUUCAAGCAGGAGAUCCUCAGAUAUGAAGCUUUUCCACAGUAGAUCUACAAGUUAUAUUUCCCUCUGCAUGCAUAAUGUUGUAUAUAGUUUAUAAAUAUUAUUGGAAUUGUAAUAUAACAUAUUUUUAUUUUAUUUUAGCUUUUUUUCUUGAAGAUAUUAGCUCUACAGCUACACUGAAUUUUGAGCAUAAAUAUAGUAUAUGUAUGUAUGUAUGUAUGUAUGUAUCACAUACAGUGCAGAUAUGACUUUCUGAUUUUCCAGCUGAUAUCCUUUUUUUGUUCCCCUUUCAGUGCAGCGAUAUCUCAAUGCAAUAUGCCAAAUACCAGGCUUGGAGGGAAUGAGGAGAGAUGUUAUUAGAGAUGAUGAACAGGUAAAUGGAAAUUUUCAUCUACAAUAGUGUCAGAGUUAAAGUAAUAAUCUGGAGCAUAGAACAAGAAGUGAUUACUAUAGACAUUUGCAGAUAAGCUAUACUCACAGAUAAGCCACACUAUGCAUUUGGCAACUCAAAUUUUAGAAAAAAGUUUUUGUAAAGAAAUCACUAGAAAUCACAAGUUAAGUCCUAACCCUUCAACUCCCAUGAGUGACCAAGACAGAAUUUCUCCUUACAUUAUUAAUACAAUUUUAAGUGGAAAAGUGAUGAGAAUAAAGAAAAUUAUCAGUUAGGGGAUUAUAAGUCGAUUCAACACCAAAUUCUCCAAACUAACAUCACAAGAACUGUAUGGCAGACUGUUAGGAGAAUUGCUAAUGAGAUCUUGGGAGUUUAAGGGUUAAGGAAGUACAAGGUAGCUUUAGAUUACUUGUUUCGAUGAAUAUACACCUGCAAAAAAAAAUCACUUACCUUGAAAAUGGAGAAUACUUUGAAUCAUUACCUAUAAUAGUAUCCUAUAGUUACCUAUAAUAGUAUCCUCUAUGGUAUAGACAUCACAUCUACCAAUUUAGACUUAUUUUCUUCUUACAGUUCAACCUGCUUUCACCUAGUUUUUCCUAGUACUACAAAAUUGGUGGUUUUCAUUCGUGAGCUAACUAUAAUUUGGUCCAAAUCUGCAGGCCCUGUACUUGCUUUUACAGUGCGACUAUAUUGUGGAAGAAGCUAUUAGCAAAAGGAAAUCACAAACAAAUCCACAAGCAGGUUUGUGAUAAUUUAUUUCCCAAACUUCAUUUAAAAAAGUAAAUAUUUGUCUUAACAUAGUCAAGAUAUUGUGAUCAGUAAAAGCUAGAAAAAAGGCUUAUAUCACAUGGUGCGCAUGUAUUUUAUUGUUUAGAAAUGGCUCUUUGGUCUGAAGAUGAGUGCAGAGACUUUGAAAGUGGUGAGUUAUUACAUGUAAUUGUUAUUACAUGAAAAUGUUUAAAGCUUGUAAUAAUUAUUUAAUAUUUUUCAAAUAUAAAUUAUUUAAUUUUUUGAGAAGAUUUUUGAGAAAAACAUGUCAUGGCUGUACCAGUUCAGUCUGGUGGUGCAGAGGAGUGAAUGCAGGUUUUCUUCUUCUUUCAGGCUUGAGAGUUUAUGGGAAGGAUUUUAGACAGAUACAGAAAAAUAAGGUAGGGUAGGCUCUGAUCUAUUUCAUGCCCAAAAUAUGAUGGACUGAGUUGUUAACUGGGUAAAAAUGAUAGAAUGAAAUUUGAUCAACUUUGUGAAAUAGUCAGUUAAACUGGAUUCUUUUUCCAAUCUUUUGUUAAUUUAUUAAUAUAGUACUUUUAGACCAGGUUUCCCAUUCUGAAAUUUAAUUUUAUGCUAAUAUUUCAAUUGUUGAUAGAAUGUUUGUGUUUUGAUUCAAGGUAUGAUUUGAAUGGUAUGAACAAGUUUCAAUGUUUUGUGUUUCUGAUUAAGAUAGAAUGAAAGUAAUCAUUAGACGGGUUUGGAAAUUUGAACGGAAGGAAAACUCUAAACUUAAACAUUUACGUAUUGCAGGUUAUAUCACGCAGCGUGGGAGAAAUUGUUCAGUUUUAUUAUUUGUGGAAGAAAACUGAACGUCAUGAUGCAUUUGCUUGCCAAACAAGGUUAACCAAAAAGAAAUAUGCAUUUCAUCCUGGUAUCACGUAAGUGUUAUUUGAGUUUGUUUGAUAAGUAAACUUGCAGUGAUCUGUUUACAGAAGGAGAUGCCUUAUAUUUUGAUGUGAACAUGGGGCCAAAAAAAAUAUUAUAAAUGUUAUUUAUGGUCUGACGGGAAACAGUUGAUUUGUUUUCCCAAGAGUCCUGAUGUUUCCUGAGACAAAGUUGAGGGAAACAUCAGGAUUCAAGGGAAAACAGCACUAACUUCCUGAGGAACCCUACAUUAAGUGCUUUGUUAUAUAUUUAGAUCUUCCCUUAACCAAUUAUGUGCUGUUGUAUUUGGCGUGUGGGUAACGACUGCGCAAUUGUAUCCUGGUCGUAAUACAUUUCAAUUUGAUCAGGAGCACAUGACCAAGAAUCAACCAAUCACAGUACUUGUUUUGUUGAGUGAAAGUCUAGGUAUAUAUAUAUAUAUAUAUAUAUAUAUAUAUAUAUAUAUAUAUAUAUAUAUAUAUAUAUAUAUAUAUAUAUAUAUAUAUAUAUAUCUGAGUCCCCCAUAAUGAAUUGAAACACACAACUUCAAAUUUUUUGGCUACAAGUUAAAAGAUGGCAUGUUUUAAGCUUGGAAAUUGAUUUAAUGGCCAUGAUGAUGGACCGUUACUUGAGUCAUUAUUGUUAAACUGAGGUUUCAAUUUGAUUCAGGGAUUACAUGGACAGAUUCUUGGAUGAAAAUGAAAGUGCUGCAUCAAGUCGUGCAUCCAGUCCCCACAACUUUACAACAUCAAGAGCAUGGCCAGGAAAUGGCAUCGCACCUACCACCAUUCAAACCUCAAAUCAGUCAGUAGCAACACAACCAGCCUAUACUAUUGGAGCCCCUACAGCAGCCCAGAGCACUGUUGUCACAAUCAAUGGCUCAAACUCCAAUGCUUCAUCUGUCUCAUUGCCAAGGAGAGAGAGGGAAUCCCAUGAGAAUCCUACCAACAGACAAGUGCAGCAACAGCAAUCUUGCGUUCCAACAUCUGUUAUAGUUUCAGGUCCAGAUUCUGGUGGUGAACCGCCAACCAAAAAGUUAAAAAUCCUUCCUGGUUCACGGCCAAAGCUGAUCAACAGCAUGCUGAGUAAACCACCUCCUUUGAAACCUAUUGUGUCAGCAGGAUCUGGGGCAUUCCAUCCAAAUAAUCUAGGAAGUGUACCAUUGCCUCCAACAAGUGUUUCAAGUUUUAACACAUCAAAUUCUCAUGAACCUUCUUAUCUACCUGUGCAAAACACACCAGCUGUUACAGAUUCUCUUCUCUUUACCCACAACAAGUGA
This is a messenger RNA of Pocillopora meandrina, 6460 nucleotides long. The record is from the annotation of a GenBank genome assembly. Lineage: Eukaryota; Metazoa; Cnidaria; Anthozoa; Scleractinia; Pocilloporidae.